Trichoderma citrinoviride is the source of this 1902-nucleotide messenger RNA. Its product is annotated as Pex24p-domain-containing protein. Bases 1 to 1902 code for a protein of 633 amino acids. The transcript is spliced from 2 exons. Gene Ontology annotation, cellular component: peroxisomal membrane. Gene Ontology annotation, biological process: peroxisome organization. NCBI's taxonomy places the organism in Eukaryota, Fungi, Ascomycota, Sordariomycetes, Hypocreales, Hypocreaceae. The record is from RefSeq and is a predicted model, not a curated record.
AUGUCUUCCCGCGAUGGCUCGUCUCUCGGCGCGUCGCCGCCGUCGUACGACUCCAACACAACCCUAGGCGCUGCUCCUCCCCCGACAUACGCCGCCUUCUCCCCCGUCACGCUCUCGGCCACGACGCCCUCCAGGAACAGCCGUCGAUCGACCGUCCUCGUCCACCAGAAGAGCCCGCUGCUCCUUGCCACCCCUCCCCAGAUCACGCGCGCGCUCGCAUACAGCCACCCCUUCCUACUGCCGCUCAACACCUUUGUCGGGCUGCUCACAUGGAGCACCGGAGACCCAUGGCAGAGCUUUCUGCUGCUGUGCUCCUUUUGGGCCAUCGUCCUCUAUGGCGAUGUCGUGCUCAUGCGAGCCGGCCCCAUCGUCGUCUCCAUGGGGCUGAUAGCGGGCAUGUACGGGCGACGAUAUAGUCCCUUGAGCAGCAGUGGCUGGACGGAGCCUGCGCGAGUGACCAAAGAUGCUGCCGCCUCCAAGAAGGCUGCGGCCAAUGGAGGCGGCAAUCCGGAGGAGACUCCCAACGGGAAGCAGUCUGGCCAUGCCCGGGCCAAGUCUGAACUCACAAACACCAAACACCAGAAGACGCUGGAUGAAAUCGUCGACACCCUCAAAGAGUUUACCGGCAGAUGCAAUGUCCUCAUGGACCCUCUUCUCGAGAUGACCGACUUCCUCAGCACCCAGCGGACCCCGACCAGCGCAACUACCAGACCGGCACUCACUGCCAUGUUCAUGCGGCUCCUCAUCAUGACGCCCUUUUGGAUCGUCCUGACCAUGUCGCCGUUUAGGAUCAUUACGACGCGACGAGUUGUGCUAGUGGCGGGAACAAUCAUAUUGACAUGGCAUGCGAGGGUGAUGCGGGUUACGAGGACCAUUAUCUGGAGAAGCAAAUCCGUCCGCAAGCUUGCUGGGGCCAUUACUGGUCUCCAUUUCGAUAGCCCGCCGAAGACAUACCAUCUCAGGGAUGGCGCAGAUAUAAAUGAGUCACAGAUGAGCAAGGCAUCGUUCUUGGGAACCUCUAGCCUGCAAGUGAACCGUCGACGAGACGGCACCGCUAACGGCGGGAAGAGUGCCGGCGUCAAGUUCACUUUCAUUAUAUAUGAGAAUCAGCGGCGGUGGAUUGGCCUGGGGUGGACGUCGAAUCUCUUUGCCUACGAGCGGCCUGCAUGGACAGACGAGCAUAACAACGCCGUGCCACCGCGAGAUGAGUUUGAGCUUCCCGAAGUUGCGGAUGGAAGCCGGAUGAGGUGGCGAUGGGUAGAGGGCAGCCGAUGGCGAGUAGAUGGCGUACCAGACCCUGAAGAUCAGGGCGCGGUGGAUUAUGAUGGUCCCGAAGGGAAGAAUGGAUGGAUAUACUACGACAACAAGUGGCAAAACGGCCGCCGGGGAAUUGAUGGCUGGGGCCGGUGGACGCGGCGCAGGAAGUGGUAUCGCGAUGCCGAAUUGGUGGAGGUGGACGAGUCUCAGCUUCCUCAGGAGCUGGAUGCUACCGAGAGGACACCCACGCCGCACACAACAUCGUAUUCCACAGCCAACGAAAAUAUGCGAGUCGAGCCUCCGGAUCCCACACCAAACGAGGAUCAAGACCAGGUCUCGGAUGCGUUGAGCGUAAAGGCUGCAGAUGAUACGGCCUCGCUACAUUCCACGUCGUCGCGGUUCUGGCCGACCCUGAGGAGACGGACUACUGAUCGUUCCGGGGAUAGUCUCCGUCUGGACAGUCAGAGACAGGAGAAGCGACGAAGCGGCAGCCAGAGGCCGAGGAGAACGAGCGACGUUGCUAGCGACAUUGCCGGAGAGGACGACAGCGCACUGAAUCUUGCCGUCGCGCUUGAGCUGCAGAAGUCGGGCAAAGAGGGCGGGCAGUGGGGGAUUGGGGAUGAAGCGCGCAUGAGCUUGGAAUGA